Messenger RNA from Dicentrarchus labrax (European seabass), 3965 nucleotides. Its product is annotated as LIM domain kinase 1. Gene Ontology annotation, cellular component: cytoplasm; neuron projection; nucleus. Lineage: Eukaryota; Metazoa; Chordata; Actinopteri; Moronidae. Gene Ontology annotation, biological process: actin cytoskeleton organization; protein phosphorylation; positive regulation of stress fiber assembly. Gene Ontology annotation, molecular function: protein binding; ATP binding; protein serine/threonine kinase activity. The transcript has 15 exons. The coding region runs from base 269 to 2638 and encodes 789 amino acids. The record is from RefSeq and is a predicted model, not a curated record.
UGGCCAGCUGGUGUCAGUGGGUCAGCUUUUUUCUCACACAGCUACGCUGCACAUUAGAGAGGGAACUCAUAUGCACAGGAAACGAGCGAGAGAGAGAGAGAGAGAGAGACAGAGAGAGAGAGAGUGUAAAAAGGACAACGCCUGCUAACAGUCGUAGCAGAAUACAUGUAGGAUCCGCUCAUGAACACAUGCAGCUAACAAGCUCCUUUGUAAACUGGGUGGAUUAUUUCUGAGUGACAGCUGUCUGUGGGUGAACUGAGAGGGCAGAAUGUCACGACGGGACCAGAGGUUUCGGCGAGGAAUGAAAGGACGGUGUUGUGAAUGCGGCUGUAUUCUGUCUCACUGGUACUAUGAACGAGAGGGGCAGCUCUACUGUAAGAAGCACUACUGGGCCCGUUACGGAGAGCACUGCCACGGAUGCAGGGAGACCAUCACAACAGGACUCAUUAUGGUUGCUGGAGAGCAGAAGUACCACCCUGAAUGCUUCACCUGUAUGAACUGUGAAACGGUCAUUGGAGAUGGAGACACUUACACGCUGGUCGAACGCACCAAACUCUACUGUGGCCACGGUUUCUGCCAACGUGUAGGAUCAACUGUGACGUCAGUUUCUCCCCUCACCAAGAGCCCUCACAUGGUGGCGCUAGUGUCUUUCCCUCCCCACGCAGGUGGCCAACGGGGUCUGACUGUAGCCACUGACCUCAGCCAAGAGAAAGGCCCUCUUGUUACUGUGAAAGGGUUAGACUCAUCUGUCCUCAACCCUGACCUGCUUCCCUCUGUGCACACUGGUGACCGAGUACUGGAAGUCAACGGCAUCCCUAUCCGCAAUAUUUCCCCAGAGGAGAUAAACCGUGUGAUCCAGGACACAAGCAGACCACUGCAGCUGACCAUUGAACACAACCCGCAGUCUCCAGAUGAUCUCCUUCGCUCAAACAAUCCCCAGGAUGACCUCAGCUGUACUGACCCCUGUGUCCCAGCGUCAACCCACAAACUACCAAGUCUGGAGGAAGAGCCAAGUCCAGGGGAGGAGACAGAGGAACCGAUCAGGUUGAGCCUCUCCCCGCCUCAGCACCAAGGAACCACGGGAAUGCGAUCCAGACACAUUCUGCGCAGCUGUAGUAUAGAUAAGUGUCCUCUGUCCCCUGGAGCACUGUCACUUUUAUCUCAAAAGAGAGACAUGGUUCGCUCAGAGUCUCUUCGUGUGGACUCUGGAGAUCGGACCCAUCGCAUCUUCAGACCUUCAGACCUCAUCCAUGGAGAAGUGCUCGGAAAGGGCUUCUUUGGACAGGCUGUCAAGGUAACACAUCAAGAGACAGGAGAGGUGAUGGUGAUGAAAGAGCUGAUAAGGUUUGACGAAGAGACACAAAAGACUUUCUUGAAGGAGGUGAAGGUGAUGCGCUGUCUGGACCACCCCAAUGUUUUAAAGUUCAUUGGACUGUUUUAUAAAGACAAACGGAUAAACUUUGUCUCUGAGUACAUCCAGGGAGGAACUCUCCGAGAGACCAUCGUAAAAAUGGACAAGGAUUUUCCCUGGAGUAUAAGAGUGGGUUAUGCCAAAGACAUUGCAGCUGGAAUGGCCUAUCUACACUCCAUGAACGUUAUCCACCGAGAUCUGAAUUCACACAACUGCCUGGUCAGAGAGAACCAGUCUGUGGUGGUGGCAGAUUUUGGACUGGCCAGGCUAGUGACGGAGGAGAGGAAUCAGGGGAAGACCUCCUCUCUGGAACGGCCCGCAAAGGGGACACUAUCCGAGCUCCGCAGGCCUGACCGGAGAAAGCGGUACACCGUGGUAGGAAACCCCUACUGGAUGGCCCCUGAGAUGAUCCGUGGGAAAAGCUAUGACGAACGGGUGGACAUCUUCUCCUUUGGUAUCAUGAUAUGUGAGAUAAUAGGUAGAGUGAAUGCCGACCCUGACUACCUUCCCCGAGCGAAUGACUUUGGGCUAAAUGUAGCCGGUUUCCUGCAGCAGUACCACCCUCCACACUGCCCCUCAUCCUUCCUGCCGCUGGGUGUCCUCUGCUGUGACAUGGACGCUGAAAAACGUCCUUCCUUUUCAAAGCUGGAGGAGUGGCUGGAGAACCUGCUGAUGCACCUGGACAUCGGUCUGCCUCUGCUCUCUGAGUUAGAGCAGCUCCGCAGGGCCUUCUGGCAGAAUCACAACCACCAAAACCACUUUCACAACCAGGACAAGACCCUUGAUUCUCACGAACAAACCCACUGUUCACAGCCACAGAAACAGAGCCCCGAUCCAGAGCGACAUUCAGACACUGCAAAUAAUCACAUUGAGCCCAGUCACCUCACUCAGAGCAAAGACCAAAACACACCUGACAGCCAUUCGGACGGAGAGCAACACGUGCAUGACAACCAUGACAUAAGGACUAAGCAUGACGACCUGAGCGGAGAUUGUAAUGACCACUCGCAAGACAAGAGCCAAACAUGUUGCAGGUCUACAAGCCCAGACUCAAGCAAGAGUGAGUCUGAAACAUAUGAACACAAUAACCCCUCAGGAGAACUGAAAGCCCAGCAAGGGCUCUCACCACCACCGCAGGUCAACAACUCGCUGCUAGGCCGGUCCAACAGGCUCAGAAGGACAUGCAGAGUGCAGUGGAACGGAACAAAAGAGGACAGCUCUUUUCUCUAACUGCUUAAUCCAACGGCCAAGACAGGACACAUCUACAAAGCCCAGUUUUGAUGGAUUAAAAACACUGAAUAAAGACAUUUGUGCCUUUUCAAAUAAAUAACUGGGAGAGAACUGAAAGAGUCCUAAAGAUGCUAACUAACACAUGGAAAACCUGCAGAGGAAUAAAACCAGACUGAUGUGGGAUAUUUUUCAUGAAAAACAGUAAAGAUUUGUAUGCAGCUUAAUAGCAACUGCCUAAUACAUUAAAUUAGUCUCAUAUUGCUCUGUAAACCAGUAUUUAUGUGGUUUCAACUAGAGCCCCAACCAAUACUGGAUUUACUCGAUACCCAUCCUAUACCUCAGUCGUUCCCAACCUGGGGGUUGGGACCCCCACUAGUGGUCAACAAAGCUUCACAGGGGGUUGCGAGGCCUUCUUGAUUUUAAGGCAUGUGAGAAAACUUUAAAAAUAUACACAGUAGGCCUAUAUCUCAACAUUUGGUUCACUUCUGUGAAGAAAAUUAAAUGUAAAUUGUCUAAUAGAACAAUGGCCAAGCGCUAGGGAUGAGAAAACACAGAAUUUGUCAAAAAAGAAGCCUAUUAAGUCUGUAUGAUUGCUUAAAGAAGCAUAAUACAGACAGAAAAUCGGUAUAUAAUAAUUAUAAAAAGUUCCCUUAACAGGAAAUAAUCUCAAAAUGUAUCCAAUCACUUGCUUUAUACAAACUUCUUGGAGUUACUGAGCUCACUAUUUGGGUUAAACUGUACAGUUUUUAAUACAAUAUAAAAUAUAUCCAUACAAUAUGUCAGGGGGUCGUCAGUUUACUGAAUGAUAGAAAAGGGGUCCCUUGAUGAAAAAGGUUGGGAACCAUUGUCUUAUCUGAUUAUUUAAAUUCCUCAGAAUUACUCUAUGUAAUGAUAACCCAGUUUAUAAAUUACCUCAAACAAGUCUUUGGUAUUUCUUUACUACAAUAUCUCUUUACUUAUCGGCCAACAUCUAUAACAAUAUACUGUAAGUGUAUUUUAUGAUAAGCUAAAAAUAAGCUGGCCUGUUUUUGUUUUAGUAUUGGUUGGGCUCUAGUGUCAACUUUUGUCCAGAAGCUGUGAAACACGUGGCACUUUAUACUUUAAGCUACAUUGCAUGGGUCUAUUAUUUAUCACAAUGCCUUAUGUAUUUUCUGUUGAAACAUUUCAGACCACAGACACACAGACACACACAUACACACUGAGCUGUGAACUACAACUGUUUGAACUAAUAGUUAACUUAAUAAAGAGAAAAAUAAAUUCAUGCAUGUGACGUUAACAUUAAAUGACUCACUAUUUAACGUACCUUAAUAAAUAUAUUUGAUUAUCA